AUGGCAGUUGCGCCAGGCGUUUACGACCAUCUUUUCAAAAUACUACUCGUCGGCGACAGUGGUGUCGGAAAGAGCAGUUUGAUGCUCCGAUUUACCGACAACACGUUCAAUGAGAGGCAACUAGCAACGAUCGGCGUUGAUUUUCGGACGAAACAUCUGCAGAUGAAGUUAUGACUUGGUAGAAGAUCUUUUGCCAGUAAAAGGUGAUGCUCAUGACUUGGUAGAAGAUCUUUUGCCAGUAAAAGGUGAUGCUCAUGACUUGGUAGAAGAUCUUUUGCCAGUAAAAGGUGAUGCUCAUGACUUGGUAGAAGAUCUUUUGCCAGUAAAAGGUGAUGCUCAGCAUAUGAAAUCCUCUGAAUGAUUCCUGUCCGUGAAAUUCUUUCUUUUCCGAAGUCUCUCUGUCUGUCUCUCUCUCUCUCUCUAUCUCUUCCUCACACCCCUCUUUCAUACCCCGGAAAAACGGUGAAAAUGGCAGUAUGGGACACGGCAGGGCAAGAACGGUUUCGAACGAUGACGAGUUCCUACUAUAGAGGGGCGCAAGGUGUAAUCCUGGCGUAUGAUGUGACAUCAGAAGAAAGCUUUCGCAAUCUCCCCAAGUGGAUCAAUGAAGUCAGGGAGCAUAGCACGCAUGACAAAGCGAGGCUGUUGCUUUACGACUGGUCAAAAGGGUCAAAUAUAGAUUUAUAGUUUUGCGUUGAUGUGGAAUCGGAGGAACGUUGUAAUUAUCAAGGUGGAAGGUAGUAACUCGGUAAUCACUAUCAAAUGUGUAGAUUCCUCCUCUAUAGCCCAUCCUCGUGGAACGUCACCAUUAUCUACUUCUAAGUCCCCGUAGGCAACAAAGUGGACUUAGCCGAUGGUGCGCGCGCGGUCAAGCUCGAGGAGGUACAGGAGUUCGCAGACCAGAAUGGUUUUGUGGCCUACAUUGAGACGAGUGCGCGAACGUCAUUGCAGGUGGAAAAAGCCUUCGCAGAUUUGGCCUUGUGCAUCUUAGAAGAGCCAGAUCUUGUCGAUGGCACAGCUCCGUCAACAGGCGGCCGCAGCAAGCCAGGCGUGAGUCUCGGGCCACCACCUGAGGAGGGGGGCAAAAACAUGUCCUGUGGUAGUUGUUGA
Messenger RNA from Amoebophrya sp. A25, 1110 nucleotides. The record is from the annotation of a GenBank genome assembly. Lineage: Eukaryota; Dinophyceae; Syndiniales; Amoebophryaceae.